Cydia amplana is the source of this 2671-nucleotide messenger RNA. Its product is annotated as SCY1-like protein 2. Lineage: Eukaryota; Metazoa; Arthropoda; Insecta; Lepidoptera; Tortricidae. Gene Ontology annotation, molecular function: ATP binding; protein kinase activity. The record is from RefSeq and is a predicted model, not a curated record. The transcript has 7 exons. Gene Ontology annotation, biological process: protein phosphorylation. Bases 85 to 2634 code for a protein of 849 amino acids.
CAUUUCCAUCCGUAGGAUUGGCCGUGUUUUUUUGUAAUGAUUUUGUUGGAUUUGUCAUUCCCAAAAAGUUAGAACUGGGACGAUAUGGAGGUUUUUAAUAAGUUCUAUUCAUCGGUCAGUAACACAGUGUCUCAGUUGUCCGGUGUGCUGCCCGGGAACCCUGUAACACGAGAGUUUGAGGCUACGCAGUUCAUCGCCAGCGCUGGGCCAGGUUUACUAUGGAAAAUUUACAAAGGUUACAAGAAAUCGACAAAACAGGAAGCCUCCAUAUUUGUGUUCGAAAAGAAGUUACUUGACAGAUUUACGAAGGCGGAUCGAGACAUAAUGCUAGAAACCUUGAAGCGUGGUAUCGUGCAGCUUACGAAGCUGCGGCACCCUCAGAUCCUGACAGUCCAGCACAGCCUUGAGGAGAGCAGAGAGAGUUUAGCUUUUGCUACAGAACCUGUCUUUGCAAGCUUAGCUAACAUACUUGGUAAUAUGGAGAAUAUGCCUCAGCCACCGCCGAACCAUUUAAAUAACUACAAACUUUAUGAACUAGAAAUCAAGUAUGGUCUGAUGCAAGUGGCAGAAGGAUUAGCUUUCCUACAUAAUGAUGUAAAACUUUUACAUCAUAAUAUUUGUCCUGAAUCUAUUGUAGUUAAUCAACAAGGAGCAUGGAAGAUAUUUGGAUUUGACUUCUGCAUUGCAAAUCAAAGUUCCGCAGGGGCUGCUCCUUACUGGCCGUUUAACGAGUACUGUCAAGCCAUGCAUGCAUUAACACAGCCAUCCCUAGAUUACCUCGCUCCAGAGUAUAUUCUCUCAGCCUCACACUCCCCUGCUAGUGACAUCUAUUCUCUUGGCAUGGUGAUCUACGCCACUCACAGCCCGAAUCACCAGACUCUUGGCAACAUUGGGAGUGACUACGGGAAGUUUAAGAGGUUUGCGCAUGAGUUGAGGAACUUGUCUCCGUCCCGGUUGUCCUGUGUGGCCGAUGGUCUCAGGGAGUAUGUCAAGCUGAUGCUUAAUGUCACUCCUGAAUUGAGACCUGAUCCUCAUCAGUUCUUGAAGAUACCAUACUUUGAAGAUGUAGGAGUAAAAACCUUAAAUUACCUGGACUCCUUAUUCCAAUGGGAUAACCUGCAGAAGUCCCAAUUCUACAAAGGCCUUCCUCAGAUCAUCCAAAAGAUGCCACACCGUAUCUGCAUCUAUCGGAUCCUCCCAUGCCUCACUAAAGAGUUUGUGAAUGCUCCGAUGGUGCCAUUUGUGCUACCAAAUGUCUUGCUAAUCGCUGAGAAUUCUACUAAAGAGGAAUUCAUCAAGUAUAUUUUACCAGUUUUAAAACCGGUGAUGUUAAUACAAGAUCCGAUACAGAUACUGCUAAUAUUCAUGCAGAAGAUGGAGUUAUUGCUAAAACUGACACCUGGUGAAGAGGUGAAGACAGAUAUCUUACCGAUGUUGUAUAGAGCGUUGGAGUCUGACGCUCAGCAGAUUCAAGAGUUAUGUUUGUCAGUGUUACCAACAUUCGCAUCACUUAUUGAUUACCCAGCGAUGAAGAACGCACUCCUUCCCCGUAUCAAGAAGCUGUGCCUCGGCACCAGCUACCUCGCGGUGAGGGUCAACUGCUUGCUCUGCAUCGGGAAACUGCUAGAGCACCUGGACAAGUGGCUGGUGCUGGAUGAGAUCAUACCGUUCCUGCCGCAGAUACCCUCCAGGGAGCCGGCUGUGCUGAUGGGGAUUUUAGGUAUCUACAAGCUCGCCCUGAGCCACCAGAAGCUCGGCAUCACCAAGGAGGUGAUGGCGACCAAGGUGCUGCCGUUCCUGAUGCCGCUGUGCGUCGAGAACGGCCUGACCCUGAGCCAGUUCAACGCGCUCAUCUCGCUGGUGAAGCAGAUGGUGGGGAAAGUGGAGGCAGAACACCGGGCCAAGCUGGACCAACUUAACUCCAUACAGAAUGAGUCCAAAGGAAUGGAGUCGCUAGUAAACUCGAGCGCGUCACCGGACACGCUGGUGUCUGGCUCCGACGUGGAACAGCUGUUCGCGGGGCUCGGGCUGCAGGGCUCCGCCCCCACAGCCACAGGAGGGACUCUGACACUUGAAGAUAAACAAAGAAUCGCGCAGCAGCAAAAGGUGGCACAAAAAAUGAAUCACCAACCCCUCCCCACUCCUACCCCUAUUUCCAAACCUCCCCCCUCCCGCCCCGUCGACCUAACCUCCUCCCUUCUACAGUCAAAUCUCAACCAACUCUCACACAAACCCCUUCAAAAUACCCCAAACUAUAACCCCGUACUGCAAUCUCCAGGAACGACACCACAAUACCAACAGUUUAACCAAAUUCAGUCUCCAAGUACACAAUUUAACCAAAUACAGUCUCCGAGCUUGCAAUUAAAUCAGUCUACAGGUUUCAAUCCUAGCUUACAGUCCCCACAAUAUAAUAUACAGCCAAAUUACCAGUUACAAAAUCAAAAUCAGCCACUUACUGGGCAAAAUUGGCCGCCUAGUGCCCCUAGUGGGAACUUUGACAAUAAGUGGGCAAAUAAUCAGAAUAAUCAGACGAAGAUGAAGCAGGAUUGGUCGGCGUUCGAGUCGCUCCUGCCGACUACUGAGAAUGGGAACGUAAAGAAAAGUGAUAAUGAAAUGAUGGAUUUGUUAAGUUAGAUGAGUUUGACUGUACCAUGGUCCAUUGUUAAUUGAA